CCUCUCUCUCUAACGUCCUUCUCUCUCUCUCUCUCUCUCUCUCUCUCUCUUUCUCUGAUCUCUGGAUCUCUCUCCUCCGCCAUCAGAUCUUCCAAACCCUAGGGUUCCAACCCUCUCUCCCUCUUUCUGUCCUUCGAAUUCCUUCUUGGGAACUUGAAUAGUUUUCUUGACGAUGCAUGUGUAGUUGGGAGGAAGAGUUUGAAUUUUGUGGUAUGAGAAUUGGAUGAGUAAGGUGGUUGUGGUUGGUGGCGAAAGGUGUGUUGUAUGCUUGAGAGUGAGAAUUGGGAGAGAAUAAGGAGAGAUUGCGGUGAUUUGGUCAUUCGGACCUGUCGGUGGGGCAAAUGCGGCUGAUUCGUUAACUCUUUCAAGUUUUUUUGCACUGAAUUUUUCUAGGGUUUUCUGAUCUGAUCUGAAGAGGAAGACGAGAGUUUGUUUCUUGUGGCGUUGAAUUCAGAGAGGUCUUUGAAAGAUGCAGCAAGAUCAGAGAAAGAAGAGCCCAAAAGAGAUGGACUUCUUUACUGAGUAUGGGGAUUCAAAUAGAUACAAAAUUCUAGAAAUUAUAGGGAAAGGAAGCUAUGGAGUUGUUUGUUCAGCCAUUGACACACAUACCGGGGAAAAAGUGGCUAUAAAGAAAAUUAAUGACAUUUUUGAGCAUAUCUCUGAUGCUAUUCGAAUCUUACGGGAGGUCAAAUUGCUUAGGCUUUUACGUCAUCCUGAUAUUGUUGAUAUCAAGCGCAUCAUGCUGCCACCUUCAAGGCGAGAGUUCAAAGACAUUUAUGUUGUUUUUGAGCUGAUGGAGUCUGAUCUUCACCAAGUUAUCAAAGCAAAUGAUGACUUGACACAUGAUCACCAUCGGUUUUUCCUGUAUCAGAUGCUACGUGCAAUGAAAUAUAUGCAUACAGCAAACGUAUAUCAUCGGGAUCUUAAACCAAAGAAUAUAUUGGCAAAUGCAAAUUGCAAACUUAAAAUAUGUGAUUUUGGACUAGCAAGAGUUGCUUUUAAUGAUACACCAACAACAAUAUUUUGGACGGAUUAUGUUGCUACAAGAUGGUAUAGGGCUCCCGAGCUGUGUGGAUCAUUCUUCUCAAAGUAUACACCAGCUAUUGAUAUUUGGAGUAUUGGCUGCAUCUUUGCUGAAGUAUUGACAGGGAAGCCAUUGUUUCCUGGUAAAAGUGUUGUUCAUCAAUUAGAUUUGAUCACUGAUCUUCUUGGGACUCCAUCCUCAGAUACCAUUUCUGGAGUUCGAAAUGAGAAGGCAAGGAGAUACUUGACAGGUAUGCGUAAAAAGCAACCUGUGCUAUUUUCUGAGAAAAUUCCAAAUGCAGAUCCUUUAGCACUUCGAUUACUGCAACGGCUAUUAGCAUUUGAUCCAAAGGACCGGCCAACUGCCGAAGAGGCAUUAGCUGAUCCUUACUUCAAGGGGCUAGCCAAAGCUGAGAGGGAACCUUCCUGUCAGCCAAUCUCUAAGCUAGAGUUUGAGUUCGAGAGGCGACGGGUAACGAAGGAGGACAUAAGGGAACUAAUAUUUCGGGAGAUACUCGAAUAUCAUCCACAAUUGCUUAAAGAUUACUUGGCUGGGAAUGAAGGCCCCAAUUUUCUUUAUCCCAGUGCUAUUGGUCAAUUUAGAAAACAAUUUGCGUAUCUUGAGGAAAACAGUGGUAAAAGUGGGCCCGUAAUUCCUCCGGAGAGGAAGCAUGUGUCACUCCCUCGGUCUACAGUUAACUCGAGUACAGUUCCUCCCAGAACAAAUCAAAAUUUGGCUUCAUGUGGUAGUCGGCAAGUUACAGAAGAGUCGUGUAAUAGCAUUAGAGUAACGGAUGCAAUUUCUGGUGGAAAUUUUGUGAAACCAUCACGCCCUCCACCUAAGGUGCCUGCAGCCAAACCAGGAAGAGUGGUAGGGCCAGUUCUUCCUUAUGAAAAUGGCAGAAAUAUCAAUGAUGUGUACGAUGCAAGAGCGUUUCUUCGAAACGGUGUCGUCCCUCAGGGCAUAUCCCCACAGUAUGCUGCGAGGACCAACACAGUGAAUCAUGCAAAGUCAAGUACAGAAAUUGACAGGAAUUCUGCACAAGCCAGACAGCUGCCCGCACAAUGCAACGGGGUCACCAAACAAUCACCUCAGAUAGCCAUUGACAUCAAUGCGAACACGUAUUACCAACCGCAAGUCAAAUCAAGCCAAUUAAAUGAUCAAAUUGCGAUCAAUGCAAAAUUAUUGCAGGAGCAAUCACAGUUGGGGGCAAUUGGUGCCGCGGCUGUUGCUGUUGCUGCUCGGAGAGAGGUUGGAGCUGUUCAACUCGGAUUGUCUUAGAGGAGAUUUGUUUGUCUUCGCCACCCUGCCCCGCUGACACGGAAAAUUGAAGAACAAGAGGGAGGGGCUGUUACUUUUAGUAGUUAAUUUAUGUCCCUGUAAAAUUAUUUGGAUUGUUGCAUUACUGAAUUCGUGAAUGAAAAUUGAUUCGUUUCUUGUCUCCCCUUCCAAUUGCCCUCUCUCUUGGUUAGGUAGUUUCCAAUAUUUCGUGUACAGAGAUUUUAUUAUUUGUAAAGGAAAAACUGAUUAGGUGAUCAUUGAAAUAAUGUGCUCUCUUUUGUUGCA
Molecule: messenger RNA, 2590 nt
Organism: Camellia sinensis
Lineage: Eukaryota; Viridiplantae; Streptophyta; Magnoliopsida; Ericales; Theaceae
Gene: MPK19
Product: MAP kinase 19
Biological process (GO): protein phosphorylation
Molecular function (GO): MAP kinase activity; ATP binding
Source: RefSeq, a predicted model, not a curated record